GGUGGAGCCGUACUGCGCAUGACUCGGCUGGUCUCGCGGUAUGAGCGGAAUGACAGGCUGGGCUGUACGAUCAGCUGGACGCCGGGGAGUUGUGUGUGCUCCGGUCUGCUGAGUCCUGGAGACCGGCUCCGUCCCCCUGUCCUCCGUUCUUGUGUCCUCCCUGGGAGCAGACAGCUUCAACAUGAGCAGCAACUGUAAUUCUGUAGCUCGGGAAUUUUUGUCUGAUGUCAACAAACUAUGCAGUGAAGGAGGAGAAAGCAAGGAUGAUGAAGAGGAAGAAAGCCACAUGGCAGUUCUUGGAGAAUAUCUGUUGUAUGGACGUGGACUUGUACUCCUUACAAUGCUCAAUGACAGUGUUGAUCAGGAUCUCACAUGUCGCGAGGAGCUUAUUACUCUUAUUGUAUCCCUUUUACCUCUGGUUUGGAAGAUUCCACUGCAAGAAAAAGCAAGAGAGGUUAUUUUACCUUCACUUGAAGCAGAACCUUUUGCUACCAAAGAGAGCUGUUCAACCCUGCAAAAGCCUCAGAGGAAAGUAGAUUCUGAAGGGAUUUCCUCCUCGUCAGACUUCUCAAAUCUGUUAAAUGUUAACUCACGACACCAUAAAUCAAGACGCCAGUCCAAAAACACACAGUGUCACACAUCAAAGGAUGAAAAAAAGUCACUGUCUACAUCAGAUUCUGAAGAAGUCCUGGAUGAAAAGUCGUUCUCUGCAACUAAACAAAGACAUGCACAACAUACCCCUACAGCUCAAUCUAGGGAACCAACUGUAUCUGAUAAAGGUUUCCCCCAACAGAAUUUGGAAUGUAAACCAGACACUAGCUUCCCAAAUGGUAAUCUUCUAGAAAGACCCAUUUCUCUGUCGGAUAAAAACACCUCCCCGUUUGAUCUUUGUCUAAUAUUGCUAUCUUUGCUUGAAAAAGUUUCCAACUUUGAUAUAAAGCUGAAUCAUAGCACUUCACUUUCUGUGACUGUCAUCCCAGCUUUAACAGAGUUCCUUUUAGGCUUUGGUGAUUUUUAUGCACGUGAUAAAGGAACAUUGGCAACAGGAUGGACUGAGGAACCAGUGGCAUUGGUGCAGAGAAUGCUGUUACGCACAGUGUUGGGACUACUGUGUGCUGACAUUAAUAGCAGGGAUGUUAUGCCAGACAAUUUAAAGAAAAACCUUAAUGACUUAUUAAAAACAGCCUUAAAAUAUAAAUUUUACCUAAAUAACAGGUCUGACAUAUACCACCAAAAGACAGCCAAAGAUGUUGCAGAAACAGAGAUGCCUAGAUGUCAACAUCAAGCUCUUUUGAUAUCGGAGCUUUUUGAAGGCAUUUUUCAAAUCAUGUUAUUAUGUCUUAAAUGUGCAGCACCAAAUCCUUUAUAUUUUAGUCAGUCUAUAGAACUUUUGCAUGACUUUGUACAGUACAGUGGAUUUGAUCUCCUUGAAAAAGCGAUCCUUUAUAUGGAAUCAAUAUGUCUACAUUGUGAAAGCCUAAAUUCUCAGGCUUGUGAACAUGUAUCGUUACUCAUCAGUAAUGUCAUAAAAAUAAUCAGUGUCAUCAAAAAAAUCAAAUCUGAGCAACUGCAUCAGUCAAUGUGCACUAGAAAAAGACAUAGGAGAUGUGAAUUUUCGCACUUCAUGCAUCAUCACAGAGAUCUUUCUGGUCUUCCAGUUUCUAUUUUCAAAAGUCGUGUUCAAGAUUCUUUAGAUGAAAAUAUGUGUGGGGAGGUCCGAUAUCCUGAGAGAAGUUGUUGCAUUGCAGUGUGUGCACAUCAAUGUUUACGUUUACUGCAUCAGGCAUUGCUGAUGCCUACAUGCCUGCAGAUUAUUUCAGGGAUAGAGACUGUGGGGCUUUGCUGUUGUAUGGAUCCUGCAUCUGUUAUUUUACCUCUUCUUUAUGCAUUUAAGAUGCCGAGAUUAACAAAUGUACAACAUCACACUCUGAGUCUACUUGCAAAUUUGAUGUUGGAUCAGCUAGGUGGAGGUGAAAGCUCAAAUACAUUAAAACAAGCAUCAUGCAACAUAUGUGCAAUGGAUGGUGAACAUUUAGCUGAAUUGCAGGACACAAUUCAAGGCAAAUCUGAGCCUGCUUUAUCUUCAGGUUUGUGCAGAUUUCAGGGUGUUCUACCAAGCAGUGGGUCAGAAGACAUGAUGUGGAAAUGGGAUUCCUUGGAAGCUUACCAAGAACUUGUCUUUAGUACUGAUUCACACCUAAAUUUACCUAUUGCCAGCCACAUCUGCUUCAUCAUCCAGAAAGGAAAUGCAGUAAUUCAAUGGAAGUUGUACACACUUAUCUUUAAUGCAGUUUUACAAAGAGGGGUAGAGAUGGCACAUCAUUCUCAACAGAUGGGUGUUUCAACAUCAUACAGCCAUACAAGCAGCUAUCAAAAAACAGGGCUAUCUGAAGAAUUACUUAAGGUUUACUUAAAAGUACUUCCAGAAUUGCUGAAGUCCAGCGUAAUACGAGAAGUGUUCUUGAAUUCGAAUGGACUGAAUCAAAUUACAGAGCUUAAUUAUUUGGAUUCUCUGAGAUAUUUCUGUUUGAAAGCAUUUGAGGCUCUUAUUUGUUUUGGAGGGCAACAGAUGGACUGUUUAACACCUAACUUGGACAAUGGCAGUGGUGAUUCAAACCCGCUUUCUUUGGAAUUUCAUGUUCAGUUUUCAAAGCCCCAACAAUGGCUACAUGAUGUUCAAACUAAGAACUAUACCGAUUUGAAAGAAAUAUGUCCAAAGAGGAAAAAGGUUAUCCAUGAAAAAACAAGCAUAAUAAACCUUUUCUUAUGUUUGGCUUUUUUAAGUGUGAGCAAAGAUGCAGAGUCUGACUUUGAAUCUGUCAAUGAGUCCGAGGACACUGGCUAUGACAGUACUGCAAGUGAACCACGAAGCAUUUUACCAAAGUUUAGUGUUGACAGCUUGGCCUUGCCAUCUACUGAGCAAAUGCACAGAGCAGCAGAUAUUUGGUCAAUGUGUUGUUGGCUUUACCUAUCAAACGCUAUGCUACAGAAACAAUUCCACAAAAUUGGUGGCUUUGACUUGUGUUACAAACUAACUCUUUUGAUAAUCAAUAAAUUUUCUAGCUGUUUUGAAGAUUUGAGAAGUAAAAUUCUUCCUGUUCCUCAUGAAAAAUUAAGUCCACCAACAGAAGAAAGUUUUGGCGGGGAAGCAUAUUGCAAAACGGAAUGCACAUGUUGCAAUGCUUUAUCUAAAGCACUCUACUUUAGUUAUCUCCAACCUGAUGCUCCAUGUUCUUCAUCUAAUAGUUCCUUCUUUGUUAGUUCUCUUACAACAGAAGUGAAAGAGUGGCCAAUUGAAGCUGUAAAAUUAUUUGAAGCACUGUUGGCUAUUUGUCUACAUAGUGCACGAAGCAACCAGCUCAAAACUGAUUUUGAAGCUUCUCAGAAUCUGACUGUGCAACACAUAAUGGCUGAAGUUCAGGACCUUCUUGCGAAGUCCAGAGUUCUUCAAACGAAUCUUGGUCCCCAUGUUGUUGAUUGUCUUCUUCGCGUUGCUGUUUCAAAUUUUUCUUUUGUUUCUGCCCAUCUUGAAGAGCAAAAAGAAAAGGUACAUAAAUCAAAUGAGCUGAAUAUUCAACACAAAGAAGUUUCUGAUGAAGGAGAUGAGGUGCACAGCGUUAACCUAAGUCUUGCAGAAGAAGAAGGAUAUGAAGCUGACAGUGAAAGUAACCCUGAGGAUGCCUCCGAUGAUGAUGGCGUGAAACCUGAGAUUGAAGAAAUUGGAACUUCAAAUGAUCAAGUUGAUUCUACCAGAGAUGGAGAAUUGCUGUAUCCAGAAAUAUGCGCACUAGUGUUGCAUUUGCUUUCUGAAGAUCAUACAAACCUAAAUUUGCUUACCAGUGUUUUUCAAAGCCUUCUGAAAAUUGUAAAAACCAAGAGGAAAAACACAAUGCUUCUAGUACAGCAAGGUACUACAAAAUCCUUACUAACAGGAUUUAAGUUCAUCUUAGAAAGUGAUGAUCCACAGAUAAAAGAUUGUCAGGAAGUGCUGGUUGAUUUGUUAGUCUCAUUAAUGAGCUAUAGGAUUACAUCAGUGGAACUGUCUCUCUUCCUGCGUUGUUUUCUAGAAAAGACUGUGCCCACUGAGAUGCUCUUAAAGGGAAUUUUGAAUAUUACAGAGGCUAAUAGCAACAUUGUACCUCUGAAAUACUUGACCUUUCCCCUUCAGCAAAAUACAGAAGGAGUGACUGGUACAGUACAGAAAUCUCCUGGAUGUGCCACUGGAAAAAUGAGUGGAUUCUUCAAAAGAACUAAAGUUUGGCACAGUAAAGAUAUGCAUGGUGACACCUUGCUUUCGUCAUGGCACAUCGCACCUAUACAUUUACCAUUGGUUGGCCAAAACUGUUGGCCACAUAUGUCAGAUGGAUUUAGUUUCACAAUGUGGUUGAAAAUGGAGUACAGUCUGGAUUUGGAAUAUUUUAUUAAAGGAAAACACCUUAAGAAAAGGACUAAGAUGGUUCCCAUUCAAAUGCAUAAUACAGAAGCUGACAAUGCUGUUGGACUAGAUGGGUCCAGUAAUGACAGGAUUGUAGACGAUGGUUGCAUACAUCUGCUCUCCAUGGGUUCUAAAGUACUGAUGAUGCAGAUCUGGGUUUGCAUGACAACAGGACGGCUUAUUUUCAGGAUGUGCACGCAUGUAAACGAUGACUUAAAAUGCAUUCUUCUGGCACAAGUUGAAACACAAGAAAAUAUUUUCCAUCCUGGAAAUUGGCAGCAUUUGGCUUUCACAUACAAGGAGCUGCCUGAAAGUAAGAAUAAAGUCUGCAGCAAAAUUCUGAUGUGGGUCUCUGGACAAAGGAAAGCCGAAGUCACUGUAGAAUAUAAUCCUCCACGGAAAGGAAGCUUAUCAUCUGACAGCAACAGAACUUUUUGUAUGGUUGGACAUCAAAUUUCUCAAGAAGAUACCAUUGCUGUAGUAGGACAGAUGAGUUUGGGAAAUGUGCUGCUAUUUAAUGGUCCAAGUCUUGGUGCAGAAGAAGCAUUUGAUCUUUACUGUCACGGUCCAGAUUUUACAUCAUUGAUGACCUGCAAGUAUGGCAACAGUAAUACUGAACAUUGCAAGUACAUUUCUAGAGAAAUUCUCCAGAAUGAGCAAAUCUGUGAAUUUUUAAUGAAAAGUGGAGGAAGUGACAUGAGCCUGUUAGCAGACAGUCUAGCAAUCGUGUAUGAUAUGCACAAUCCAACUCAGUACACAAUUUAUGAGCCGGUAAUCAGGAUUAAAGGAAGUAUGAAACUUGCAUCAUCUCAAAGACCAUUCAGUGCAAAGGAAGUGUCUAACAAAUCUAUGGAUUCCCAAGCACUGAAAAUGCUGCAACCGUGUUUUGAAAGAAACAUACACAGUGUCCUGCAUGAGAUUGGAGGAAUUCGAGCCAUGGUGUAUUUGUUUGCACGGACUGUGGAGAUCAGCAGCUGUGAAAAGACUCAAUCAAUGGGGUUGGAGAUUAUAUUGUCCUUAACCAAAUACAACCAGCAGAGAAUUCAAGAGAGCAAAAAUUGUGAUCUUUAUUCAAUGAUUCACCAAGUUUUAGUACGUCCUAAAUGCAUUGUCGGAUUUCAUACUUUAAAGAUCCUUCUGUAUGGCUGCACUGGUGAUUGGUUGCUCAUCAUAAAUGAAAAUGGAAAAUGUAUUCCUAAGGUUGAUUCUACUGCUGUGAUCAAAGACAUUCAAUUACUAGAACAUUUGCUGUUAGAUUGGAAAAUUUGGUCAAAAGCAGAGGAAGGUGUCUGGGAAAUGUUACUAACCGCAUUACAGAUCCUUAUCAGAGAUAACCAUCCACUUAAGGUGUUCAAUAUAAAGCAGUUCCUCAAAGCCAGAGUGGUACAUCACUUCCUGCUUGCUUGUCAAAUUCUUCAGGAACACAGAGAAGAACACAUUACAUCUAUUCCUCAAGAUGUCUGUGUAUCAUAUAUCAGAAUAAUUGAGGAAGUACUUGGAUCGCCUCCUGAACUGGAUCUUCUUAAGCUGAUUUUCAGUUUCCUCUUGGCAGUUCACCCACCAACAAACACUUAUGUUUGCCAUAACCCUAACAAUUUCUUCUUCUCCUUACACAUUGACGACAAGACGUUUCAAGAAAAACUAAAAUCAUUUAUACAUCAGAGACAUUUCAGCCUUGGAGGACAAUCUGCUUUAAGUCAUGUGUUUUCAAGCAAAAGCCCCUCAGAAUUUUCAGAUACACUGGAGAAAGGUACUGAUGUCGCAAUGUAUUCAUCACAGCAGCAUAUACAUCUCUCUGUGGCAGAAAGGUCUCGCUCCAAGAGUUUACCCGCUUCUCCUUCAUGUUCACCUAAAGUAUAUCCAAAGUCAUUGGGAGGAAGCCUCUCUAAAGGUUUAACUGAAUUGCCAGAGUCUAUGGAGAAUGACGAAAGCAAUGAAGACCAACUUUGCAGUUCUGAGCACAGACUGGAUGUGCUGAAAAAACAGGAAGAACAGUACAUCAGCAGCUGUGAGUCAGCACAGACAGUCUGUGAUUCCUUGAUAAUUCCCAACGGUAUCAGAAUUACUGAGCCUUCUAAGGAGGAUUUUGGUCAGUUGGACAUUAGUUUGGAGAUUACAGCAGAUGAGUCCGAAAAAGUAACACCAUGCGAAAGUGUGAGUGAAAGUGGAGAGGUAUUUUUGCAGCGCCCUCAUGUACUUAAAGGAAUUUCCUCAUCCAGGAAAGGGCAGAUUAAUACUGCCAGCAUCGGUCUAGCUUUUCCUUCUAGUGGAUCCUUAUCCAGUACAAGUUGGACUGAUGUUUCUGAGAAGAAAAAUUCUGAAGAAUGGAGUAGCUUUCCUUUCUCCCCAUUAUUUGAUCUUACACUUAGAGACUCUGCCCAAGUGGAUGGAAGAUCAAUGGAUAAUUGCAUUCAUCUUGUGUGUUGCGGGCUUUAUGAUCUUUUGUGUGGUGUUGUUCUCACCAUGCCAGAUGCAAUGGUAGCGGAUGUUUUCAAUGAAAUUAUUCAACCAGAUGUACUUAUUGUAUUGGUCAAUCACCCAUCUCCUCUUAUUCAACAAGGAGUCUUAAAACUGUUGAAUUCAUAUUUUCAUCGAGCAUCCAAGGAAUAUAAAGAGGCCUUUUUAAAGAAAAGUGGUUUUACGCUGCUAGCCAACCAACUCUAUCUACACCAGGGGAGUCAAAGGGUAAUAGAGUGCCUGCUGGAGAUGUUCUUCGGACGACAUAUUGGGCUUGAUGAGGAAUUUGAGGUUGAAGACAUAAGAAAUGUGGGUGUUUUUCGGAAGUGGUGCAUCAUCCCUAUUCUUGGAUUGAUCGAGAAUUCUAUACACAAUGCCACCUUGCUACAUAACUCAUUUUGCAUUUUGCUUCAGAUCCUCCACUCCUGUUCAAAAGUAGCAGAUAUGCUCCUUGAUAGUGGUCUACUGUAUGCUUUGUGUAACACACUGGUGACAUUAUGUGCCAUCGAGACAAGUAUCUCUCUGGAUGAAUACAUUUUACUUGCUUGUGAUUUGCAGCAGCUGCUGAUAGCUGUCACAAUCCAUGCCUGCAGUUCCUCUGGAUCUCAGUAUUUUCGUAUUGUUGAAGAUUUAAUUAUACUACUUGGAUAUUUAACUGAAACCAAAAAUGAAAACUUAAAAUGCCUGGCAGUUUUAAUGCAGUUCAAAAUUUUGCAUUCAGCAAUUGAGUUUAUAAAGACAACUUCAUAUCAAGACUCACAAUCUAUGAGCAGCUUCAGCCAUUCUUCUCAAUUUAAACAUCCUAAAAAAAAAAGUACAGCUGGUGCUCAUAGAUUAUCCUUUGCCCAGUCCGACCCACUACUGAUGACCAUGCGUUCGGUUGCCAGCAGCGAGCUUACAGAAUUGAUGCACAGAAGAAUGAGUCAGGAAAAUCCAAUAAGGGCCUCUGAAUCUGAAUUUGUCCAACGGUUACAGAGAUUAACUGUCCUUUCUGUCAACAGGUUAAUUUACCAAGAAUUCUCGGAGAGAAAGACCUACCAAGGAUUACAAGCUGAAUUAUCAGAAGAUGAGAUGCAGUUGGAUGUUUGGUGUGUCAAAAAGGCAUUUCAGAGUGACCUGUUAAAAACUAUGAUCGAUGGAAUAAAGCUUUGGUUGGGUUCAGGUAGAACCAGCUCUCCCAAGAAUCCGUGGAAAACCAUUCUUUUGCAGUGUAAUGACACAUUCCGUGUUCAGCUUGGAAGACUCUUCGUACAUCUUUUGUCUCCAUCUCAAAACACUGAAGAACGAAAAGAAGUCCUUGAAGUAGUCAAUGAACCUAAACAUGAAGACAUGUUAAAGGAAUGCCUAUGUCCAGGUUUGCAACAUGGCCCCAAAUUAGCUCUUUAUGUCUUUGAGCUGUUGCACAAUCAUAAAGACAGUUUAACCAAAGAGGAUGAAGCUGCUGGAGUUUUAUUGAUGAAUGCCAUAAAGCAAGCUGGUUAUAGAUGUAUCCCUCCAGGUGCACCACUAAAGUCAGACCUUGUUAAAGCCGCUAAAGAGGAGCAAGACAAAUAUGAAAAUGAAGAGAAAGCAAACAGAUCAGCUUGGAAAAAAACUAUUUUGAAUAAUCAGCAAAAGCUUUUUCAGCGCUUAGAAACAAAACUAAAGGACAUUUCCAAAAUUGCUGGUGAUGUCACUCAAAGCGUGUCUUUGUCACAAGGAAUGGAACGAAAGAAUGUUAUACAGCAUAUUCGCAAUAUGUACAAAAUGGAUUUAAGUGCAAGCCGACAUUGGCAGGAACUUGUCCAGCAGCUAACUCAUGACAGGGCUGUGUGGUAUGACCCAGAAUCAUACCCUACCUCUUAUCAGCUUGAUCCCACUGAGGGUCCAAAUAGGGAGAGGCGACGUUUACAAAGGUGUUACCUAACCAUUCCAAACAAAUACAUCCUCAAAGACAGACAAAGGAAAGAUGAAAUUGCUAAGCCUACUUUAUCCUACAUUUUUGAAGAAAAAACACAUUCCUCAUUAUCUUCAACUGUAAAAGAGAAAGCUGCAAGUGAAUUAAUAAGGGUCAAUCGACGAUGCAUUAAUGUAGCACCAUCCAGAGAAACCAUCGGAGAACUAUUGUUGGGGAAGUCUGGAAUGUAUUUUGUAGAAGACUCUGCGCCUGACACAGUGGAAUCCAAUUCUUUGCUUGGUGAAUCUGAACCUGCUUCGUUUUCCUGGACUUAUGAAGAAAUUAAAGAAGUUCAUAAGCGCUGGUGGCAGCUUCGAGACAAUGCUGUAGAAAUUUUUUUAACAAAUGGAAGAACUUUGUUGGUGGCGUUUGACAAUACCAAAGUGCGAGAUGAUGUUUACCAGAAAAUUUUGUCCAAUAAUCUUCCCAAUCUGUUGGAGUAUGGAAAUAUUACAGCUCUCACUCAGCUCUGGUGCUCUGGCCAAAUAACCAAUUUUGAAUACCUUACACAUUUAAAUAAGCAUGCAGGGCGCUCCUUUAAUGACCUAAUGCAGUAUCCGGUUUUUCCAUUUAUUCUAAGUGAUUACGCCAGUGAGACACUUGAUUUGAGCAACACUAAUAUCUACAGGAAUCUUGUCAAGCCUAUUGCUGUACAAUCCAAAGAAAAGGAAGAUCGGUACAUAGAUAAUUACAAGUAUUUGGAAGAUGAAUACGGUAAAGGAGAUAGAGAAGAUGAUCCAAUGCCUCCAGUGCAGCCAUAUCAUUAUGGAUCACAUUACUCAAACAGUGGCACUGUACUGCAUUUCAUGGUCCGAUUGCCUCCUUUUACCAAAAUGUUCCUGGCAUAUCAAGAUCAAAGUUUUGAUAUCCCUGACAGAACAUUUCAUUCUACGAAUACAACAUGGCGCUUGUCUUCCUAUGAAUCAAUGACUGAUGUUAAAGAGCUUAUUCCGGAGUUUUUCUACUUGCCUGAAUUUUUGGUGAAUAGAGAAGGUUUUGAUUUUGGUGUACGUCAAAAUGGUGAACGAGUAAAUCAUGUUAACCUUCCACCUUGGGCCCGAAAUGAUCCACGUCUGUUCAUCCUAAUUCAUCGCCAAGCCCUAGAGUCGGACCAAGUUUCCCAGACAAUUUGUAAUUGGAUCGAUCUUGUAUUUGGCUACAAACAGAAAGGACGUGCUGCUGUUCAAGCGAUCAAUGUGUUCCACCCAGCAACUUAUUUUGGAAUGGACGUUUCAGCAGUUGAAGAUCCUGUUCAAAGACGGGCACUGGAAACCAUGAUUAAAACAUACGGGCAAACACCACGACAGCUGUUUCACAGUGCGCAUGUGUGCCGUCCAGGAUCAAAACUCAUGGAAGGGGAACUUCCAGCUGCCAUGGGAUUGCUGGUACAGCUUGCGUUCAGAGAAAACAGAGAGAGUUCAAAGGAACCUUCUUACCCUAGUCCAUUACCUUGGAUAAGAGGUUUGAAAUGGGGAGAAUAUGUUGGCUCAACAAGUUCUCCAGAUCCUAUUGUGUGCUUCAGCCAGCCCCAUGGAGAGAGAUUUGGCGCUCUGCAGGCUUUACCAACUAGAGCUAUAUGUGGCUUAUCAAAAAAAUUCUGCUUGAUGAUGAGCUACAGUAAGGAGCAAGGUGUUCGAAGUAUGCACAGUACUGAUAUUCAGUGGUCAGCUAUUCUCAGCUGGGGAUAUCCUGACAACAUUCUAAGACUGAAGAGUAAACAAAGUGAACCCCCUGUGAAUUUCAUACAAUGUUCUGAACAUCACCAGGUAACAAGUUGUGCUUGGGUGCCAGACAGUUGUCAACUUUACACUGGGAGCAAAUGUGGCGUCAUUACUGCAUACCUAAAUCGUUUCACUAACACAACGCCCAUGGAAAUUGAAGUUGAAUCCCGGGUGCACCUAUAUGGUCAUACUGGAGAAGUAACCAGCCUGUUUGUCUGUAAACCCUACAGCAUAUUAAUUAGUGUUAGCAAGGAUGGAACCUGCAUAAUAUGGGAUCUAAACAGAUUGUGUUACGUUCAAAGCCUAACAGGUCACAAAAGUCCUGUAACGGCAGUUUCUGCAAGUGAAACAACAGGAGACAUUGCAACAGUCUGUGACUCAGUUGGAGGAGGAAGUGACCUGCGACUGUGGACUGUGAAUGGAGAUCUAAUCGGACAUGUACAUUGCAGAGAAAUUAUAUGCUCUAUUGCAUUUUCUAACCAACCUGAAGGAGUAUCUGUUAAUGUAAUUGCUGGAGGACUUGAAAAUGGCAUUGUCCGGUUAUGGAGUACCUGGGAUUUGAAACCGGUUCGAGAAAUAACAUUCCCAAAAUCCAAUAAGCCAAUCGUAAGCCUUACUUUUUCCUGUGAUGGUCAUCACCUCUACACAGCAAACAGCGAAGGAACGGUGAUUGGCUGGUGUCGCAAGGACCAACAACGCCUGAAAUUGCCCAUGUUUUAUUCAUUCCUCAGCAACUAUGCAGCAUGUUAAUUAAAAUCUUGCUAUAUUUUUGUAAGCUGUUCACACUUUUGGAAUAUCAGUACACUUUGUCUAUACUGUAUAAGAUACUGUAUAUAAAUAUAGAAAAACAAAAGUAGAUGAAACAUCAUUUUGAUCAUCAUCAUGAAAUUAAAUAUUAGCAAAGAGGAAAAAAAAAUUGGGUGUCCUCUGCUAAAGUAUAUUAACAGUCUGUGAAAAAUAACCAAAACAUAUUUAAUAUAAUAAUUCAUAUAA
This is a messenger RNA of Rana temporaria (common frog), 11542 nucleotides long. RefSeq names its product lysosomal trafficking regulator (gene LYST). Gene Ontology annotation, molecular function: protein kinase binding. Gene Ontology annotation, cellular component: membrane; cytosol. Gene Ontology annotation, biological process: intracellular protein localization. The coding region runs from base 182 to 11299 and encodes 3705 amino acids. Lineage: Eukaryota; Metazoa; Chordata; Amphibia; Anura; Ranidae. The transcript is spliced from 52 exons. The record is from RefSeq and is a predicted model, not a curated record.